Caenorhabditis angaria is the source of this 2616-nucleotide messenger RNA. The record is from the annotation of a GenBank genome assembly. NCBI's taxonomy places the organism in Eukaryota, Metazoa, Nematoda, Chromadorea, Rhabditida, Rhabditidae.
AUGACAAAUAUGAGUAAAAUGCCGUAUCCAAUGCCCAAAAAAUUUCCAUCAAAUUUGGAGAGACUCGGUUAUCGAAGCUAUGUGAGUUCAAUUUUAAAACUUGUGUUUUUCCAAACAAACCUAUUUUUGAUUUUCAGAACUGGAUUGAAAAUCGAACUUGGCCUAUCCGACCGCAUCUAUUUGUUGGCUUCACUCUGAUCGGUAGUGCUGCUCAACUUCGAGAUUUUGCUGAUGUUACAAUUGAAUCUGUCCUGAAAUCCUUGAUGAUUUCAACUGUUUCCACCUAUUCAGCCACAUUCAUUUUGCGAAAAUUCCUUAAAUAUUUCUAUUUUUCAUACAAAGCUUAUUUAUUUGAAAAUCCAAAAAAGCCAUCAAUCCGAACUAAAUUAUGGGGAAUUCUUCGAAUGAUUUUACUGAAAUUGGCUCCUCCAAAAUUGAACAGUUGUGAUUAUCUUCUUCCAAAUCUACCACUUCCAGCACUCAAAAAUACUGUUGACCAAUAUAUUGAAUCAAUGAAAUAUAUUUUGACCGAGGUAAAUAUGUACUUGAAAAAAGAGCAGACCAUUUCCUGAUAUUGAUAAGACAUCUAGCAGUGAUAAGAUGUUUUCUUGGCAAAAAAUAAGAUAACAAAAGCAUUUUUUCUAUGAAGUAUUUUUAGGAAGAGCAUGAUCAACUUGUCAAAGAUGCUGACAAUUUCCUAUCUAACGAAGGAAAAACAUUACAAAGAUUUGCUUGGAUUAUGCACAAAUUUAAAGACAAUUAUGUCACAUCAUUUUGGGAAAAAUAUAUCUACUUUGCUGGUAGAUAUCCAGUUUUGAUAAAUAGUAGUGUUGCUCAAUGCACAAUGUAUGGAGAAAGUGGACUUUUGCAACCAUACCAAAUUGCAAGAUUGAUUUAUAUUGAGGCAAUCGGAAAUUUGGCAUUAGAUAAACAAGUUGGAUAUAAACCGGUGAGAUAUUAUGAACAGAACAGAACAGAACAAAUGUAUCUUAUCAACAAAUCACGUUUACUUUUAGAUUGGUGAUGGUUUGAUGUCUACAAGACAUUAUAAGAAUAUUUAUAAUGGUUCAAGAAUACCUGGAAAAGAAUAUGAUCAUUUUCAAUGGAACAAACCAUCUCGACAUGUUGUGUUAGUUCAUAGAGGAACUUGGUAUAAAGUUGAUAUAUGUGAUGAAAAACGAAACAUCUACAGUGUUGACCAAAUUGCAAAGUGAGUUCAUUAUUUUAUUCAACUGUUUUUAUGGAUCAAAACUUUCAGAAUUAUUUCUGAAGCUAUCACAAGAAAUGAUAAAUCAACUGGAUCUUUAGCCAAAAUUGCUGCACUUACAACAGACAGAAGAACUGAAUGGUGUGAAAACCGUGAGAAGUUCUUCCUGAAAAAUCCAAAAAAUAAGAGACUUCUUGAAAUUAUUGAAACAGCAAUGUUUGUGAUGUCUGCAGAUGAUCAAUUGAAAUGGGAUGUGAAAACAUCUGCUGAUCUUUCCGCUUAUAUGAAAGACAUGUUGGCUGGAGAUGGAAUCAAUAGAUGGGCAGAUAAAACUAUGAAUUAUGCAGUUGACUCAACUGGAAGAGCAGGUGCCACAGGAGAACAUUCACCAUGUGAUGGAGCAGAAUUAGAUCAUCUUUGUGAAAAUGUAUUAUUUGCUGAUAAGUGUGUUAUGAGAGAACCAAGUAAAGAAGAACAAUUUGAAGCUAUGAAAUGGUCGGAAAAAGAUUUGAAAACUGUAAAAUUGGCAGAGAAAUUAGAUUUUGAGUUGGUUGAAGGAUUAGGAAAUGAGAUAGAGAGAUGUUAUGAUAAUCAUAAGAAAGCUAUUGAUGAUCUUCAUGUUUCAUCAGUUGUAUUCAAAGAUUUUGGAAAAGGUCGAGUUAAAAAAUGUGGAAUUUCUCCUGAUGGAUUUGUUCAAAUGGCUUUGCAACUUGCAAUUUAUCGAGAUCAAGAAAAGUUUGUAUUGACUUAUGAACCAGGAUCCGUCAGAUUUUUUGCAAAUACUAGAACUGAAACUCUUCGCCCAGUUACCAAAACUUCUUGUGAUUUUGUAAAGGCAAUGAUGGACCAAACAGUUUCGGUAAGAAUGAAAUUAGUAAUUAUCAGGAGAAUGUGUAAGCCAAUUUUUUUGCAGCGUGAAACCCGUCGUGAUCUUCUUCGUCAAGCUUGUGGAGCACACGUAGCAAAUUGUAAAAAUGUGAUGAUUGGAAAUGGAAUUGAUAGACAUUUAUUUGUCUUAUGUGUACUUGCAAAAGGAUUUGGAUAUGAAAGCAAAUUCUUGGAUCACUACAGUAAUCAAAAAUGGAUACUCAGCACAAGCAAUGUGAUUUUUCUUUUUUACAUAAGAAAAUCAAAAUUAAUUUUAAAACUUACAGAUUCCAAACAUGACCAACCAAGUAGAUGAAGAUAAUGAUGAAAAAUAUAUAAUGACAGGAGCCUCAUUUGGAGCUGUUGCACAAGAUGGUUAUGGAGUUUGUUAUCGAUUUGGAGGAAAUCGAGCAAUUUUAGUUCACGUAACUUCAUAUCAUUCAUCAGAAAAAACGGAUUCGGAUAGAUUUAUGGGAUAUUUACGAGAAGCCUUUCACAGCUUGGCUGAUCUUUUUGAAACAGAAACAAAUAACAACAAAUAA